CGGUCGUAAACAACAACGCUUUUCGGUUGGAAAAAAAAAGAAAUAUCGUAAACAAAAAUUAAUAAAAAAGAUUUGUUGUAAAUGUGUUGGUUUUUUUAUUGUUGCUUUAACAAAACACAAUAACAACAACAACAAGAAAAGCUUGUACUUCGGGAUUUCCUACUAACCUACUCAAUACUGAUAACAUUACGUUAGUUUGCAUUGUGUAGUGUUGCGUUACGUGAUGUGAUUAUUUAUGUAUUUGUGUGUAUACGCAGACAAAUGUAUGCUAACGGUAUGUUCGGUUAUUAAAUCCGUUGGCUUUUUGUUUUAUUUGUUUGUUUUUCUUUUGUUUUUCCUUAAUAUGUGUGCGUUUUUAAGCAAAAAUCUAAUGAAAUAUUUAUAAUGUGUGUUGGUGGUUUUUAUUCAUGCAACAGUUGAGCAUGUGAAUUGAAUGUGAAACGAGUGGAAAAUUAAAUUAAAUAUUUAACUAAUAAUAAAUAUAAAUAAAUGGCAAAAAUAAGUAAAAAAAAAACAAAAAGUAUGUUAAAUGUUAAAAAAAACACACACAAAAAGAAAACCUAACUAAAGACUUAAGACCAAAAAUCAAGUCAUCAUGAAAACUUAAUUAAUAUUCAAUAAAUGCAACAAUAAAACAAUUAAAAAAGAUAAGUGUAAAAAUUCAAUUUAAUAAAAAAGAAAAAAAUCAUAAAACACCGUUUCUUUAAUGACAUCCGGUGAAUGGGAUUUACGUGCCCUUAAAGCACUCGAAGAAGAAGAACAAAAAGAAUUUUUGGCCUUAUCACAGAAAUCCCUCUUCGAACCACCCUCACCACCAGCACAAGCCAAACAGAUAAAUGCACAACAUUUAAUACAUGCCGCCUUAAAGGAACGUGAUAGAAGCCAACAACAACCGCCGUCACUGGCAGCCACAGCGGCCACGGCAGCAACAGCAUGUAAUGCCACAAAUUAUAUGCAAUUGCAGGCACAGCAAUUACUUAAAUUACCCACUAUCAAUGAACAUCACAAUCAUCAAUAUUUGCUGAAGCAUAAAGCAAAGACGAAUAAUGAAAGCAGCGGAGGAAGACUUAAGUUUACGAAAGUUUUAUCAUUAUCGGCACAUUCCCUAACAAAUCGUUUUGCUGGGGGCGGCAGUGGAGUUGGAGGUGGUUUGAAAAAACUUAAAAGAACUAGUGGCUCCAAUUCACCCAGUCAUUAUGGAUCACCCACACCACUUUACACACCACCCCCUACAAGACGUUGCAACACUUUACAUCAUUCGCAGCCACAAGCCAGAAAAGCCUUUAAGACUUUACAGCAAUUGGAAAAACAAAAGCAGGAACGUAAACAGGAGGCUCUCAACAAGAAUCGUACUUUGCAACGUAUAGCAGGCACCAAUAAAACCUAUUGGAAAUAUGGCAUACAUUCAACGGCCAACUCUAUAACGCAGCAACAUCAACAGCAAAAAUUGCAACGAAAGAAAAGUAUAACCUCUGAGUUGGAAUCAAAUACCUCCGAUGAAUUGGGCUCAGAGGAAACACAACCCAUAGACAAUGUCCAGUUGUUGCAAGAGGAACGUGAACGUUUAAUGGAAUCACAAAGCAAGGAGUUGACAACUACUCUAACGGAUGAUGAAACAAAUGCCGAAGAAGUGGGUUCAUGUUCAGUGCCACUGGCCACAGACUCUAUAGAAAUGAUGAGUUUAAUGUUAACAGCUGCCUCAACAGCUGUUAAAACACAACCCGCUUUAACAGCAGUAACAGCAAAUGGCAACAACCCACCACCACCACCGCCAGAUAUUGCAGCAACUAGUGUCGUCGGUGUUGUUGAUAACUGCAAUGAUUUUCCCAAAUACUUUACUCUUAAUCAUCAUAAUCUAAGUGGUGCUGGCACUACUGCCUUGAACAACGAAAAUGAAGAAACUGUUGCUUACGAAGCUUUUCAUAAUAUGCUCUCACGGCGCAAAAGCUUUGCGGGUGAAAAACUGUUGAGAGCUCAAACCUUGCAAAGAAAUUCAAGUUUACAACAUGAUGUUAUACAACAGCAGCAGAAAACUCAAUCACGUAAUGUUAACAGCAACAGACAACUGUUAAAGUCUUCAUCUGUUGAGGCUCCACUAUCAUCGUAUUUAGAUUUUAACAUAAAUUCCACAACCAUUAUAACAAAUCCCCUAAUAACAAACAUAAAAGCAUCUAAUAAAACAACGGCGACAACAAUGAAAUCUGUUAAAACCUCAUGCUUAUCGAGUAAAAAACUUUUAACUCCGGCUGCUCUCCUGACAAUACCCUAUAAUAAUGGUACAACAAACGGUGAACAGCAACGUGAACAACAUAAUCAAGAUUGUAAUCAAAUGUGUUCCAGUGAACUUCAUCAUUAUCUUCAUCAUCAACAACAGCAACAUUUACAUGUACAGAAUCCAGCAUAUCAUUCGCAGCAUUUGUUGGCACAGCAACAACAUCAUCAUCAACAUCAUCAUCAUUUGUUGGAUGGCAAUGACUUGAAUACAUCAUCAUCGUUGAUUAUUGACGAUGAACUUGAGGAACAUAUCAAACAAUGUUCAUGCUCCUGUAAUCAUAUGGGUUAUGGCAAUUCAAUGGAUUACCAGGUAAAUUUCAUGUUAAUUAGAUGCAACAAACUAUAAAAUAGCAUAAAUGCUGUAAGUACUCUAAUUCUUAAUUUAUUAACUUAAAACUAUUUUACCAAGGGGUUAAUAAACUAAACUUUAACUAAACUUACAUGCAACUCACAUGUAUUGUAUUCAGUUGAAGUUAUCUCACAUUAUCUUAUUUAGCAAUUUUCUUUGUAUAAUAAACUUGUGAUCUUUCGUUUUAGUUCGUUCUAUUUUCUCUCGUUUACAACCAUUUAACAAAAAUGCCUUUAAGUAAAAUUCUAUUCAUGUGUUCAAAUUUAUUUAACAUUUUUUUGU
Messenger RNA from Lucilia cuprina (Australian sheep blowfly), 2905 nucleotides. RefSeq lists its product as uncharacterized. The transcript has 4 exons. The coding region runs from base 707 to 2620 and encodes 637 amino acids. Lineage: Eukaryota; Metazoa; Arthropoda; Insecta; Diptera; Calliphoridae. The record is from RefSeq and is a predicted model, not a curated record.